AUGUCCUCCACCAACACGGCAGCGCAUCAUGCAGUCCUCGUUCUUCUGAGCCGCGGCAUUGGUGACAGCUAUACCGCGCUACUCCUCAGCGGGAUGUUCCCCGAAGAUCACGCCAAAUUCGUGCGCAAGGUCACUUGGCUCCACGCGAGCCAAACCUGGAUUCAUCGGUGGGCUGCCGAUCGCCUUCCGCCCUGUCCACCACCAACCCGCUUGGUCCGCGAAAUCCCAGUCCUGGGGGACUUGGUGGGAGUGAACGGCUAUCGGGCCGACCCCGACAAGAUACGGGCCAUUUCGGAUUGGCUAUCCUCUCCUCCGUCAAGGACCUUCGUCGCUGGCUUGCCGCUGUUUCGUCUCCUCCUCAAAGAUGCCCCUUGGGUUUGGGAUUCCGAAUGCCAGUCAGCCUUCGAUGGCUUCAAGCACAACCUCCAAAGUGCUCCAAUCUUGGCGCUCCCGGACUUCGCCAAGCCCUUCUCCGUUGUCUGCGACGCCUCGCCCCGCCAGUUCCAUCAGACUGAGCGAGCGUACCCGGUUCACCACAUGGAGCUUCUCUCCAUGAACUAUGCCCUCACCAAGUUCCGAAUUUACCUUCUCGGAGCUAAACCAUUCGUGGUUUACACUGACCACGCGUCCCUCCGCACGGCGACCAACACGUCCCAUAUGUCGUAUCUCUCCAAGUGCACAUUCUCGGUCCAGUACAAGCCGGACAAGGACAACAUUCUGGCCGACGCCUUGUACCGGCGUCCCGAUCUCGAACUGACUACGAUCGGUCUUCUGCCGUCCGCGCACCAAGAUCAUGGCUUCUUCAUGGGCGCCUCUCCACCCCUGUCCAUACCCAAUGAACUUUGGUCGUCGGUCAGCAUGAAUUUUAUGAUUGGUUUACCGCGCGAUGCCCGCGGCAACACUGCGUCUCGGACGCCGCUCGCUCCUUCUUCGAUCAUGUUUCUUCGGUCUGGCCGCUCCAUCAUCUCGGACAGCGAUCCCCGGUUCACAGCGAAAUUUUGGAUGACCCUUUUCACCCUGUGCGACACCUCACUGGCCAUUUCGACCUCUGACCACCCCGAGUCCGACGGCCAAACGGAACGCGCAAACCGCAUCCUCGAAGACAUUCUUCGGAGCUGCCUUCAGCUAGCCCAGUCCCGCGGUUACACCCACCUUACGGUAUACGGGGAUAGUCAACUGCUCAUGCGUCAAAUGCAGGGUAUCUACCGUGUGAGUCAUCCCGGGCUCCGCGCCCAGUACCUCCAGGCCCACCGCCUAGCAGCUACAAUCCACUGUACAUGGUGCCACCGACCUCGGGAGGGCAAUCAAACAGCGGACUUUUUGUCCAAAUUGGCGCCGGAUGAGUGCGCGUCGUACACCUCCUUGGAUGGACCGGAGUCCGUUCCUCUACCAUCACGGCAGCUCACCCCACUAUAUGAUUUCCUGGACCUGGAUCUCGCCUUCAACCCUGGGUAG
Messenger RNA from Aphanomyces astaci, 1455 nucleotides. RefSeq lists its product as hypothetical. Gene Ontology annotation, molecular function: RNA-DNA hybrid ribonuclease activity; nucleic acid binding. The record is from RefSeq and is a predicted model, not a curated record. Lineage: Eukaryota; Oomycota; Saprolegniomycetes; Saprolegniales; Verrucalvaceae. The transcript has 7 exons. Bases 1 to 1455 code for a protein of 484 amino acids.